AUGGCAACACAAAUUGUGUAUCUAGAUGACCCUAAAGCCGGAAGCGGUUGGAACGUUGUUCAAAAGAUGGAUCACAGGAACGUGUAUGCUAUACCAGAACUAGACCCAACUGACAACAACGUCAACAAUGUAGCUGACCAACGUUUAGAAUCUUCAAUGGAAAAUGAUGCGGAAACACUUCGAGAUACUAAUGUUAUACAAGAGCCAUUUCAAAUACAAGGAGUGUCUUCAAUCGAAAUACCGAUUCAGUCAAUUACAAUUGACCUCGGUGAUCUUCCGCGAUAUGAUGUUGCAGUUGGCCCGAGCAACGACGAUGAUAUCGACGUCUUUGGUGACGUUUAUGUUCGACCUGGGAAUGAGUUGGCCGAGUCCCUUCAUACGACGAUGGUGGAGAGGAGCCAGUUGGUUCUUCAAGAGUCCGCCUCCCAACUUCCUCCCGAGACUCCGAUCGAGUCUGUGGAUCCUCCGCAUGAUGCUGGAUUUCAGAUUUUGACGCAGACGUUGGAUCAGACUCUCGGGAGGAGGCCGGGAACGUAUUGUAGGGGGAUGGGGAAUGCCCGACAGAGGGAACCUCGACCGCGGUCAUCGUCGCAGGCAAACAGUCAGGUGACUGUUUUGACAUCGCGGGUUGCCGAGCUUGAGGGUCAGAUGUCGGUGAUUCUGCAGUCGCUCGCGCGGUCCGGGAUUCCAAUCCCGAAUUUUGGUGCGUCGACCUCCGAGCCCGUCCAGCCCGAGCAUCCCCAGCACACCACGGCCCCUGCAGACGCCCAUACCUCCGAGCCGCAUGUGGCAGAUGACCAAUUAGAUUUCGGAACAUUAUUUGAUUAG
Prunus mume (Japanese apricot) is the source of this 828-nucleotide messenger RNA. NCBI's taxonomy places the organism in Eukaryota, Viridiplantae, Streptophyta, Magnoliopsida, Rosales, Rosaceae. The record is from RefSeq and is a predicted model, not a curated record.